ACGAGUCCUUCCCACCCCUGGCCCCAGAGAGGGAGGGGUUUCCUGACAGGAAAUUGACCUCCUCUAACCCCCCCCUCCUCAGAUCCAAGCUCUUAGCAGUCCUGGCUGAAGUAGCCUCAGGACAGGACAGGACAACAGCAGGGACAGAAGGACAAGGCUCCGAGGACAGAGGUCCCCCGCCUGGCAAAAUGCCCAUCCUGAAGAGCCUCCGGGUGGCAGAUGCCAAGGUGCCCCGGGCAGGGACCCUGCCCCAGAGGUCCUCGCGGAACCCCUUUGAGGAUGUUCCCGGGCUGGAAGAGGAGGAGCCUGGGCGGCUGGGGACCCUGCCCAACGGGACGUCGUGUGGCCGCCGCCCCACGCUGGAGAAGCUGGCGGGCCUGGCUCCCUUCCGCCUGGCCUGGACCCCUGGCCGGCGGGCGGGCAGCCCUGGCGACGGGCAGCCCCGCUCCUUCCUGGGCCGAGUGCUGAUGCCAGGCACACGCAGGAGCUCGGCGGACUUCGGCCUCCUGGCCAGGCUGCAGGGGACCCGCGCCCAGGGGGAUGAGGAGACCGGGGAGGCGGCCCGGAGGCUGGCCUUCCUGAGGCUGGGGCGCGGGCCCAAGCCCCGGCGCGCCUCCCUGGCCGAGAGGGUGGUGCCUGCAGGCGAGGCGGCUCCUGAGCCCCCGCCCAAGGCCCGGGAGCCCCCAAAGAUGAAGGAGCCGUUGUCAGUGCUGGAAAUCCUGAGCCUGAUCCAGCAGCGCGAGCUCGCGCGGGCCGACGAGCACAUCUUGGAGCUGGAAGCCGAGGAGCUGGCGUCGUCGGGGGGCGCGCCCGGGCCGCCCAAGCUCGAGGGCGCAGGCGGCGGCGGCCGCCGGGCGCGGGACGUGGCGCUGCUGUACGAGGCCCUGCAGCGCGAGCUGUGGGCGCUGGUGCGCGAGACGCUGGCGGGCCCCGGGCCGGGCGUGGGCGCCGGGGCGGGCGCCGUGGCGCAGCUGGGCCAGGUGCUGGUGCAGGAGGAGGCGGCCGACGGGCGCCGGGGGCCCGGGGCCGCCCGCAGGCUGCGCGCCCGCUGGGCCGAAGCGGUGGCGCGCGCGGCGCGGGAGCGCCUGGAGGCGGCGGCCCCGGGGGCGCCCGGGGGCCUGGCCGCGCAGCUGGAGGCGCUGCGGGCGCGGCUGCUGGAGGACAUGGGCGUGGUGCGGGGCCGCCUGGCGCCCGCCUACCCCGCCGGCCUGGGCGCCUUCGGGGUCUACCUGCGCGGCUACCACAGCGCGCUGGCCGAGUGGCUGGGCGCCGCCGCCCGCCGGAGGCUGCCGCUCGCCGACCGCUACGCGCUGCUGCACUGGCACCACCAGGUGUACCCCAGAGAAGUCUUGGGGCUGGUGGACAUGGUCGCCCUGGAGAACGGGGAGCUGGGGCCCCUCCUGUCGCCUGGCACCGUUCGGGGCUUGGAGGAUGAAUGUGUCACAGAUGUUAAGGCCCAGACGCGGGCAGCCCUGCUCCGGGCGCUGCAGGAGGACGAGGAGCACUGGGCGAGCCCGGAGGACCUGCCGAGCACCCUGGCCCAGGACGUGUGUGAGCUGCUGGAGGAGCACACAGAGCGGGCGCCCCGCAUCAGCCAGGAGUUCGGGGAGCGGAUGGCCCACUGCUGCCUGGGGGGGCUGGCAGAGUUCCUGCAGAGCUUCCAGCAGCGCGUGGAGCGGUUCCAUGAGAGCCCAGGAGUCCGGGAGCUGCCACCCGAGACCUAUAUCAGCAGGACCAUCUCCCUGGUCAACUGCGGGCCCCCCCUGAGGGCUCUGGCGGAGCGCCUGGCCCGGGUGGGGCCCCCUGAAAGUGAGCCUGCCCGGGAAGCCGCAGCCAGCGCUCUGGACCGCGUGACCCGGCUCUGCCACCGGGUGCUGGCCGACCUCCUGUUCCAGGAGCUGCAGCCACACUUCAGCAAGCUGAUGCGCAGGAAGUGGCUGAGCAGCACGGAGGCCCUGGACGGCAUCGUGGGCACGCUGGGCGCGCAGGCCCUGGCCCUGCGCAGGAUGCAGGAUGAGCCUUACCAGGAGCUGGUGGCCGAGCUGCACCGGCGGGCGCUGGUCGAGUACGUGAGGCCGCUGUUCCGCGGGCGCCUGCGCUGCGGCUCGCGCACCCGCAGCCGCGUGGCCGGGAGGCUCCGCGAGGACGCGGCGCAGCUGCAGCGGCUGUUCCGGCGGCUGGAGUCGCAGGCCUCGUGGCUGGACGCCGUGGUGCCCCAUUUGGCCGAAGUCCUGCAGCUGGAAGACACGCCCAGCAUCCAGGUGGAGGUGGGGGUGCUGGUGCGGGACUACCCGGACAUCAGGCGGAAGCACGUGGCCGCCCUCCUGGACAUCCGUGGCCUGCGCAACGCAGCCGCCCGCCAGGAGAUCCUGGCCGUGGCCCGGGACCUGGAACUGUCUGAGGGGGAAGCCCUGUCACCACCCCACGACCGUGCCUUCUUCGCAGACAUCCCCGUGCCCCGCCCGCCUUUCUGCCUCGGCCUCCCUCUCCUGGGCCGCUUCCCCGGCCUGGGGCUGGCCAGGCCCCGGCUGGCCUGUCUGCCCAGGCUUCGGCCCCCACCUCCAUCACGGACCUGGGCCUGGGCCCAGCGCUGAGACUUCUCCCAGCGCCCGCCCCCUCCGUGCCCCAUCUUUGCUGCUGACACACCGUCCCCCUGCCUGGGACCCCAGGCCCCUGGAUGUACAGAAGAGAAACCGGGGUCAGAGGGAGCAAGGACGUCCCUGAGGCCAGGAGGCCGCUGCAGCACCAGCUCCCAGCCCGGUGGGUGGCGGGUGGAGUUGGAAGGCGCUACAGAAAUAUCCCAGGCCCCCCCUUUCCCCUCACCUCAAGGUCUGGCCCCCAUCCAAUGUAUUAAGGAAUGUACGAUACUUAGAAUAAAGAGGUUUCUAUUUAACACAAGGAAGGGCCGAGUCCCCAGUGUGUGGGGGAGGAAGGACUGGAGGGCAGGGCCCAGGGCCAAGGGCUUCUCACACGCCCAAGACCGGGCUAGGGUCCAACUCGCGGGCAGCACAUGGGGACUGAGGCCCAGCGGACCGGGAGCCUACGAGCUGCCCCGUUUGUACCGAGUCCCCGGGCUGCGUGACUCCAGGGCCAGCCCUCGGCCACUCAGAGCCCCGGUGCUUCAUCUUGUCAAUCUCAAGUGCCUCUGCCUUCCUGGGCCUGGCCGUUCACCUUGGGCCGCCCUCCCCAUCCAUCCUUAGCCGGGAACUGUGUCCAGAGAGGAAGGAGGUUGGGGGCAGGGCCGGCGGCAUCCAGGGCGCCCUCCUGGGUUGACGCAGGAAAAUCUCAGGGUGGGAAACGUUCCAGCCUCUCACCCCCAGCCCUGCCGGAUCCUGGUCCCCACGGAGACCUUGAGGUCACCUCCCCGCUGACCCUGCCCCUCCGGCCCAGUUGGACAGCCUGUGAUGGAUGCUUCCUGGCAGUUUUUUGUUUUUUUUUUCCUGAGAAGUCAGAAGGAGGAGGCAGCCAGGGGUCAGCACUGGGGCCGGGUGGAACCUCACGCACAUUUGAACUCUGACGGUGGGAACUCGGGAUCUUUGGAGCCGGGGGUUGUGUGACCUGCGGCUGGAAGCUGACCCUCUCUGGGCUGUGGUUCCUGUCUCUGCAGAACUCCUUAAGCCCAGGACAAGGUGAGACAUCCAGAGGAGGUACCCUCCUCACCUCAACUUCUAAAAUGACACUUUCAGCCCUGGCCGGUUUGGCUCAGUGGAUAGAGCGUUGGCCUGCGGGCUGAAGGGUCCCAGGUUUGAUUCCGGUCAAGGGCACAUGCCUGGGUGACAGCUCGAUCCCCGGUAGCCGAUCAAUGAUUCUCAUCAUUGAUGCUUCUCUCUCUCCCUCUCUGAAAUCAAUAAAAGUAUAUUUUUUAAAAGUAAAAAUAAAAUGACACGUUCAGCGUCAUUGCUACAUGAGAGGAACUGGGGGAUUAACGACAUGUAGCUUGCAGGCAUUUAAUUCAAGAUGUAUUCCUCCGGGUUUGGCAGUGUUCUUUUCAGGUUUUGCAAACAUUUUCUUGGUCUGACCUGAGAAGCUCUGACCUUACCCCAAGGGCCUCAGUUUCCACUUUUGUAAUAAGGGGGAAAGGGUCCUAACAGCUGCAAUAAUUUAGCUCUUACUGCAUUCCGGGUCCCAUGUUGUAGGGAGCGGCUAUUGGGUCAAGCCUCGGACUGACCUGUGGCAGAGCCACACACAAGUCCCAGCCUGGAGGGCAGAGCCCUCCUAGCACAAUUAAGCUUGACCUUACAGUCCUCCCUUGUUCCUAGGUAGCUAAUGGGCUGUGGGAGGUGCAGCAAGUGCUGCCAAGCCAGGCUUGAGUAAUGGGAAUAGAUUUGUAACUCACAAGAACAUUGUAAACAUGUUGACCAUUCCCCUUGCUUUGCUUUGUGUGAUCUGAUGAUAAAAUAAAGCUUUGGCUUCCGGGCU
Molecule: messenger RNA, 4419 nt
Organism: Myotis myotis
Lineage: Eukaryota; Metazoa; Chordata; Mammalia; Chiroptera; Vespertilionidae
Gene: EXOC3L2
Product: exocyst complex component 3 like 2
Exons: 12
Coding region: 189-2594 (801 amino acids)
Biological process (GO): exocytosis; exocyst localization
Cellular component (GO): exocyst
Molecular function (GO): SNARE binding
Source: RefSeq, a predicted model, not a curated record